AUGACACAACCACCUGGUACUACUGGCUUUGCGCCAAUCCGCCGAUCCGCAACAUUGCCUUCAAAGUUGAUAGCGGAAAGGCGUCAGUUCAACGACACCCCUACCACUCGUCAAGGAUUCGAUCCCGUCCUCUUUUUCCACCCGUCCGCCAAAAUCGUCAAGUUCGCUCCCGAUGCGCCUCCGACUACGUCACAAUCAGCGCCAUCAAGCGACUUCGACUAUCCCGUUGACACGAUCGAGACCCUACCCUGGCGGUCACCCACGGAAAGAACGGUUGCUGUCGGGCGUUUGAGACUGGAGAUUCCCACUGGCCUAUCCCCCUUCUUAAAAUGUGGAACCGUCGUGCAGGCAAUCCUGAAAAACUCGCAGUGUUGGUGUGUGGACGGCAAAUCGACAUUUGUACUGCGCAUCCGAGCUUUAACCUAUUACCGUAUUGAGCUUCCAGACCAGACACCGGAAGACGCGGAAUUAAUCGAGAGUUUCAAAACCGCUUUGGCCAAAGUCCUUCGCUAUGAAGUAACGCCCUGCCCUUUCCGGCGCGGCUUCAGUGUCCCAUUGCCGGCAGAGGCUCAUAUACCGAAGAAGAAGAGAGCUUGGCGGCCAAAACAUCGGCGAGAGAGUGCCCCGGCAGGGUCAGACUUGGGUAUAUCAUGGCGGGAUACUGUCAUUGAAGAGGACAACGUUCGACAAGUCGACAGUAUCGAUUUAUACGACGGCGAGACUACCGACGAUAGCGCUUCAACAACCACAACCAGCGCGCCACACUUGGAUCCUACCCUAUCUGAUGAUCUAUUUGAGGGUGCACCAGAUGACACCCAACCCACAACUACCGCCCCUAAGCGAUCAGUAACAGAGCCGGCACAUUCUGUCCAUGAUAUGCUCGCUAGAUUUCAGCCAAUACCUGAAUCAGACAGCGAAGAUGAUACGAAAUCAUUCCACUCCGUCUUCACCCAAGACUCACAAGCUCCAACGUCACCAUCAUAUAAUCCGAGUCCUCCAGCAUCGCCGCCUGACGACCAAUUGCCGGACCUUUCUCUCCCCCAUCAGCGUUUACCCAAUCAUAACAGGGAUAUCUCGGAAGCAACUAUAACACCCGAAUCACUUUUCACAGUGCAAACUACACCUAAUAUUGAUAUAAUUCAGCCAGUUUCCAGUGCACAGGACCAGGGCGAAUCUGACCUUAAUCUUAAUGGCCUCUCUUCAUCUUCUUCCUCCCCCGAACUCGGCUUUUCCGAUGCCGCUGCUACUCUUGCAACCGGAGAAGAUGAACUACCCCCCGAUUCUUCCUCUUCGGAUAGAAGAGAUAGUAACUUGGUGGAGCUGCGCCAAACUGAAUCCGUUAGAAAACGGGACCUCUCGCCUUUAUCACAAGCGUCUGAACCCAAAUUUUCCGAUGCUACUGCUACUCUUUCAACCGGGGCAAAUGUUCUAUCUCCGAACUCUCCUACAUCAGACAGAAGGAAUAGUAUUUUAAUGGAAUUGCGCCGGACUCGAUCCUUCAGAAAACGGGACCUCUCGCCUUUACCACCAGCUUCUACUUUAGAGUAUCUGACGCCUCGACCGUCGAAAAGCAUGACGACUUUGCUCUUCAACAAGACAUGUUCCCUGGUCCUUAUUCUUCCUCUCCAACUCCUUCUCUUCUUCAUUCAUCUUGCAGCUCAAUUCGUCAGCGAUGAGAAUGCACCAAGAGAUGUGUCCGAUGCUACCCUCACAACAUCCAACGAGAGUGAUGGAGAUGAGGAUGAUUACAGAAUUCCCAACAAGACGCCCGGCGCAUUUCGUCGCUCCUUGUCUCUUGAAGACCCUAGCGAUGCAUUAUCUGAUCUCGAGUGA
Molecule: messenger RNA, 1833 nt
Organism: Talaromyces marneffei
Lineage: Eukaryota; Fungi; Ascomycota; Eurotiomycetes; Eurotiales; Trichocomaceae
Exons: 1
Coding region: 1-1833 (610 amino acids)
Biological process (GO): peroxisome inheritance
Cellular component (GO): extrinsic component of intraperoxisomal membrane
Source: RefSeq, a predicted model, not a curated record